This is a messenger RNA of Amphiprion ocellaris (clown anemonefish), 7549 nucleotides long. RefSeq lists its product as uncharacterized. NCBI's taxonomy places the organism in Eukaryota, Metazoa, Chordata, Actinopteri, Pomacentridae. Gene Ontology annotation, molecular function: 2-oxoglutarate-dependent dioxygenase activity; methyltransferase activity. The record is from RefSeq and is a predicted model, not a curated record. The coding region runs from base 2853 to 4835 and encodes 660 amino acids. The transcript is spliced from 7 exons.
AAUUUGGUCAGCGGGACUGUACACAAGUGACGCUAGGCCUAACGCUAGCUAUUGCAAAAGGUUCUAUGUAAUAUGUAUGUUUUUCUUCUAUUAUUCUUCUUUUGUGGAGAUCUGCGAACAUACGUGAACCACAAAUAUGCACUCUUUGACGAAUUACACGGCUAGUGAAGUGCACGCCUUGAAUAUUGUGUGGUAUUGUUUAAAAUUAUCCACAUUGGCCUGUUUUGUAUGUUACGUGUUUGCUAGCGUUAGCUAAACUGCUAAACCUAACGCUAAUGCCAUAUUCACAAGCCUCUCUAGCAAAGCACAAAACACUCAGGUGCUUUAACUUUGUAACGUUACUCUCUUUUGUGCUAUUAGCAACAGGCCAGAACCGAAUGCCAACAAUUGACAACAAUUAACGCGAAGUCCAAAUCCAUACACUUUUAGCAAGUGUCGCAACUGUUGCGGUAAAUACUACAGUUCCCAUCAUGCUUUGCCGUGUCACGUGUCCUUAACCAUAACAACGAUGGCGGGUGUGUUGAGACUGCACGAGAAUGACUUUAUUUUGGUCUGUAACGAGCUUGCUCUCUUUUCUAAAACUUAUCUUUGGGCGGUGAACAGAAGACCGCGCGCUCCCGUUAAGCCCUUCGUGCCCCGGAAAGGGGAGAGCAGAAAAGUCGUGGGACUGACAUCACUAAAAUACUUCUGAUACUUUCAGGGAAGCCAUACUUGAAGUCUGAAUGAGACGUCACAAAAGAGAAACAGCAGGCAGUAUAAACCCAGGCUUGUGUCUUUCAGAAAUGGGGAGAGCAAAAAAAAAUCCUGACUGACCGAGACUACUAAAAGACUAAGUGCACUUUUUAAGUCAGGGGGAGCCAUACAUUGAUGUCUAGUGAGAACAUAGAUGUCACAAAGGAGAAACAGUAGGCUUUUAAGAUGACAUGGAUAUGCAAACUUUGCAAUUUCAGAGUAGCAACACGUUUAGCACUCCUAAAACAUUACAGACUGACACAUAUAUUCUCUGGCCAUGGUCGGUCUUUACCCUGCUUGUAUUCAGACUGCCCCAGUGCAUUCAAAAGUUUAAAUUCGCUGCAUGCCCAUUUGUCAAGAGAUCAUUUCCAAACUAAAAAGCCAGGGGAAAAUGUUUCAUUCCUAUGCCUUAUUUGUAAUAUAUCUGCUUUUCACACAGAGAGGCAAUAUUUUAAACACAUUGGAGCUCACCUGAAGAGGCACGAAACUCUUCAUUGUGUUUUUAAAAAUUGUGACUACAGUACCAACAUCUAUUCAACUUUUGCAUCUCAUAAAAGUAGAAAACAUAGUCCUCACUGUCUUCAAGAUUUUGAAAGUACAUUAUUGCAGACAGUUUUAACUAACACAGAGCAAGCUGAUGAAGCAGAAGUAACUGUCAGAUGAAGAUGAAGUGGUUUGUUCUGAAACUGUUGUGGAAGUGGAAGAUUCGGUUAAAACCAUUAUUGAUCAUCUUAGUGCCUUGUUUUUGAAACUUGACUGCAUCCAUAAUAUCCCUAGUAGGUGCAUAGAUGAUAUUGUUGAGGAGCUUCAGUUCAUUAGUUCAUCAGCUUCACUACCUGUAAUCAAAAAUAUUAUCUUGGACACAUUCAAAAAUCACAACUGCAGUCCAGAUUCAAAGUUGGUUACAGAUUUGAUGAACAUUAUCUGACAACUAAAUCCUGUAAGUGUAGCUUUCUGUAAUGGUGGUCCGCUUGCUUCAGCAUACCACAGAAAAGAGUACAUAAAGAAGCAUUUCUCAGUUGUUGAGUCGGUUGAAUAUAUACUUGAUUCAAAAGAUGGAAAAACCUAUCAGUAUGUACCAGUGUUGCAGUCAUUGUCACAUAUUUUAUAAAAUAAUGACAUAGUUCAGAAUAUCUUAAAGAAUGCAAUAUGUUCCACCUUGGGACAAUAUUGUACAUUUUCUGAUGGUUCCCACUUUAAGGAAAAUGCAUUUUUUGCUGAAAAGGAGUUAAGACUUUCACUUCUGCUGUACUGUGAUGAUUUUGAAAUAUGCAAUCCUCUAGGGACCUCCAGAAAGAAACAUAAAGUAACUGCUAUAUACUGGGUGCUGGCUGACAUUCCUCCCGUCUUAAGAUCUACGUACUUUGUCUUCUAUUUAUUUGGCAGCGUUAUGCAAAGCAAAUGAUGUAAAGAAAUAUGGCUACUCUCAAGUUCUUGAGCCGUUGUUGAACGAUCUGAAAAAGUUUGAAGAAACUGAAGUCUUUGUCCCCAGUUUAGGGAAAACAGUUAAUUACAAUUGUUAAAAUAAUUUUAACAUUUGUGUAUAAUAUUUAAUUUCUUGUUCUGCUGUUUUUGUCUUGACAGAUAAAAGAAGAGUUUCGGAGAAUAACCACCAUUCCCCUUGAGCAGACCUUCAUGUUCAUUCUGGACAGUUACUCUCCAAAACUGCUUUCUGUACUUGAGAAGAAGGGUGGGUAAAACUGAGACCUACUUUGGACAAGCAGAGACAGGACCAAACAGCUGAGAUGAAACGUGGAGAAGUGAUUCGUGGAUUAAUGCUCUACCUUGGUGAAAAAGAGGAAGAACUCUUUCUAGAUUGCCAGGUGGACAACUUUGAGGACAUUUGGCAGCACAAUAUGAAGCUUGCUGUUGUUCGUGCUUCCUACGCUGAAGAUCCUGUAGAUGUCUCUCUUAUUCUUGACGGCAAGGAGGUUGUGACUGGAUGUGGAAAUACUGCAAAGGCAUGUACACUGCUAAUGGGUCUGAUAUAUUCCCUCAAUCUUGCUUAUGGCGCCAUGACAGCGGCAGCUAGUUACAGCAGCUCCGGUUAACUUUAGGUCUGUUUAGUUAUUUUUGUAGUUUUCUUCUAUUUUUUAAGUUUUUUUCACCAAGUAGGUGUGAUGCCUUUGUACGGGACAAACAUGGAUGUGCAAAUGGCGCUUCCCCUACUUUGUUUACUACUGCUUUCGGAACUUUUUAAAUCCGCAUCUGGUGACCCGUUCAGCCAUGGCUCCAUUGUUUACAGUCGGGAACAGCUGUUGGCGCUGAGCCAGGCCAGGCCGCCGUCGUGGGAGAGACCAGACAUCCCAGCUGAGCUCCGCAGAAGGAGGAGAGGAUGCCGGGCAGGACUGAAGCGUCGGGAGAAGAGGAGACGCUACAAGCCGUCCGUUCCAUCUGUGAUUAUGGGGAAUGUGAGGUCUCUCCCGAAUAAGAUGGAAGAACUGACGGCGCUGACCAGGCUGCAGUGGGAGUAUCGGGAGAGCAGCCUCAUGAUGUUCAUGGAGUCAUGGCUGAACGAACUCACUCCGGACUCACUUUUAACUCUGGACGGAUUCCAUCUGGUCAGAGCGGACCGGAACGCGAGGGAGAGUGGUAAGAGAAAGGGUGGGGGCCUCGCAAUGUAUGUGAAUGAGAGAUGGUGUAAUGCUGGACACAUUAGCGUUAAAGAGCAGCUCUGCACUAAGGAUGUAGAAUUACUGGUGGUCAGUCUGCGUCCGUUCUAUCUGCCCCGGGAGUAUUCACAUGUAAUAGCCAUUACUGUGUACAUCCCUCCCUCGGCUGAUGCGGCUGCAGCCUGUGAACUCAUCCACAGUGUAGUGUCCCAGCUGCAAACAUCUCACCCUCAGUCUCUUAUCAUCAUCUCAGGAGACUUUAAUCAUGCAUCGCUCUCUGCCACUCUCCCCACGUUCACCCAGUACGUGACCUGCCAUACCAGAGACAAUAAAACCCUGGACCUGCUGUAUGCAAACAUCAAGGAUGCAUACAGCUCCUCACCCCUCCCCCCACUGGGCCACUCAGAUCACAACCUGGUGAGACUGCAGCCCAUUUACAUACCUAUGGUGAAGAAACAACCCCCCACCACCAGGUAUGUGAAGAAGUGGUCUGACGAGGCCACUGAGGCGCUGCAGGACUGCUUUGAGACCACAGACUGGGAUGUGCUGUGUGGUCCACACGAGGAGGACAUUGAUUCACUGACGGACACUAUCACGGACUACAUUAACUUCUGUGCAGAGAACAUCGUACCGACCAGGAAAGUACGGUGUUUCUCUAACAACAAACCCUGGGUGUCCCUGGAACUGAAGGCCCUGCUGAAGGAGAAGAGGAGGGUUUUUGGAUCUGGGGACAAAGAGGAGCUGAGGAGGGUGCAGAAGGAGAUAAAGAAGAAGAUCAAGGUGGACAAGGCCAGCUACAGGACCAAGAUGGAAUCUUACCUGCAGGAAAAUAACACAAGGGAGGUCUGGAGAGACCUGAGAGCCAUCUCUGUUGACUGGUGUGAGCGAAACCAUCUGCAGCUCAACGCCAGUAAGACGAAGGAGAUGAUCGUGGACUUCAGCAGCAGGAGGACACCCCAGACUGCACCGGUGAACAUCCAGGGUUUGGACAUUGACAUGGUGGACACAUACAAAUACCUGGGUGUUCACCUCAACAAUAAAAUGGACUGGACACAUAACACAGAGAUCCUCUACAAGAAGGACCAAAGUGGUCUCCACCUGCUGAGGAGACUGAGGUCCUUUGGGGUGUGCAGGACUCUGCUCAGGACAUUCUACGACUCUGUGGUAGCGUCUGCUAUCUUCUAUGCAGUGGUCUGCUGGGGAGCAGGGAGCACUGAAAGGGACAGAAAGAGACUAAACAGACUGGUCAGGAGGGCUGGUUCUGUCCUGGACUGUUCCCUGGACUCCAUAGAGGAGGUGGGUGAGAGGAGGAUGUUGGCAAAGCUCACAUCCAUCAUGGACAAUCCCUCUCACCCACUGCAUGACACUGUGGGGUCUUUAAGCAGCUCCUUCAGCAGCAGACUGAGACAUCCACCCUGCAAGAAGGAACGCUAUCGCAGGUCCUUCAUCCCAUCUGCUAUAAGACUUUACAACAUCAGCAUCACUGGCUGAUGUUAACAUAAACUGGACUAUAUCAUUACCACCCCAAACCAUAAAAUUUGCACAGCAAUUCUUGCACUGCACAUCUUUGCACUUUUUAACUUUAUUUUUUUCUUUUAAGCCACUUUAUCCUCAUCUCUCACCCUUGUAUAUAUUGUAAAUAUUAUUACUACUGUUCUAUUACUAUUUUAUUCAUAUCACUAUGUCUACUGUUGCACAAGCUGCUGUAACAAUGUAAAUUUCCCCUGGCGUGGGGAGAAAUAAAGGACUUAUCUUAUCUUAUCUUAUCUUCCAACACUGCGUUACACUUUUGAAGUGUUCCAGAAGCUUUUCUUAGAUUUAGACACAAUAAAGCUAUCCCCCAAAGUACAAACUCUGAAAAUGAAGUUGCUGUCCAAAACUUAAAAAAUGACAUUUUAUUCAGCUUUGUUCAGCUUGGUAUGCCAUUGCCAUUAUAGCAGUUUAUGCUAUAAAGUUGUAUUGUUAUUGUGUAACUCUUGCACAUGCUUCAAAGUCGUUAAUUGUUCAUGAAUGGUAAUACAGUUGCAAAACCUAUGCAUCCAUUUCUCACAGCUGUGCCUUCAGAAAGGACUUUAAGUUUAUAAUAGUAUGACAGCAAGAAUUGCUGAUUUGUUGUUUUUUUUUUCCAAGUGUAAAACUUGGACAAAAAAGGCUGUCAAUAAAACAAAGUUGUUAAAUAUUGUCAUUUUUAUAUUAUUGAUUUUUCAUAUUUUCUGUAUACACUUUAACAAAAGUAGUAGUUAUUACUCAAAUGUAGUGCUUAAAAAUUAUUUUGUAAUAAGAAUAAAUAUAGUGAUACAACAAAUAAGAUAUAAAUAACAUUUACUAAAUUAAUUCAUUAUUGUAAGUGAUCAGCACAUAAAAUUUACUUAGUAUUUCUAUGACACAUACAUAGAAAUACUAAAAAAAAAUCACAUAAACCUUACUUCAUUAUUUCAUAUAACCAAAUAUAUAAAAAUCCAUUAUGCUGAGUAAGAUUUACUUACAAAUCGCUUUUAGAUUUUACUUGAUAAAGGCAAGAGAGUUGUACUUGAUUUAGAGUAGUAAAAUUUAAUAAGAAUCUGUUCGUGCAAAAACUUACGAGGAUUUUUCUAAGUAAAUGUUAUUAGUUAUUUUUUUCAGUGUAGCAUUGAGCUAAUUUUCAACUCCCAUCCCUGGUUGGCUUUUCAGUAAAAAGAACCAACACAUUUUGUACAUUUGAAGCUGUUUGCAUGACAUAUUAUGUAAAUUUGCAUGUUCUCAUGUGAAAUAUUUGCACAUUACUGCACAUAUUUUACUGAGAAACAAAAGUUUUAACUUAAAAAAAUGCAGUUUUACUGGAAAUUUUACAUGAAAAUACCCCUAAAAUAAAGUUUGUGUGACCCAAUAAUCAAUAUUACAGUAUUAUCAGCACAACAGUUAGUAUAUAUAUCAUUAAUAUGUGUAUUUUUUACAUAAAUAUUAAUCAUGAAUAUGAAAGCAUAUAUCUGCUAUUAACACAUCAGUUUGACCAGUACAAACUGAAUUUUUACAUGAAAUAAAUACAAAAACCUCCUUGUUACUUGUUCUAAAUAUUACAGCAUGUUUCUGUUAUCAGUAUGUACAUUUAAGUGGGAAAACUGGUAUUGUUUUUGAGAAAUUAAUGCAAAACUGACAGUAUUACAAUGUUUUUCCAUUAAAAAACUGCAAGAGAAAGGAAAUGUUUUGGGGUUUUUUUUGUUUUUUUUCUCUUGAACAAAAUACAUUUCCCUAUUCUUGCACUUUUUUUAAUGGAAAAAACAUAAAUAAGUGUUUUACUUUUUGUCCUGAUUAACUUAUUUACAGUGAUUCAGUGUUAUAUAAACCGGAUCAAACUGUUCUACAGUUUAUAUAUUUUUACUGUCAUCGUUUGGUAGCUUUUCACUGUAAAAUUUAACUUUUUUUUUUACAGUGUAUCUUGCGUUUUGACUGUAUAAAGAUUCUGGUAUUUCAUGCAUUUUACCAUCCUGAGCAACCAAAUACAGAAAUGAACACUGUAUUAUUGCAAUAAAAAUUCUAAUUAUACAAGCAUGUUGCAUUUUUAUGUUAGAUUUUAUGCAACGCAGCUUUUUAAAAUAGGAUUAUUUUUAUGCUUUUGCGCAUUUUAAGCUGUUUGCAUGACAUAUUGUGUAAAUUUGCACAUUUUAGAGUGAAUAAUUUGCACUUUUGACACAUUGGAUUGACACAGUUGCUGUUUAUUUGACAUUUUAACCAUUAUUGCACUGUUGUAUCUCCAUUAUGAACAGAAAAAUACAUCAAUUUGACCGCUAACAAACUGUAUUUUUAACAUGAAAUGAAGGCUUUUUUACUCUCCAUGUUACUUGUUCUAAAUAUUACAGCAUGUUUCUUUUAUCAGCACGUACAUUGAACUGGGGAAAUUUGUAUUCUUUUUGAAAAAUGAAUGCAAAAAUUACAAUAAUUAAUAUUUUUCCAUUAAAAAAUGGUGCAAGAGAAAGGAAAUGUAUUUCUUCAAGAGGAAAAAACAAAACAAACACAGAUUUUUCCAAAGGUUUUUCUCUUAGAAAAAUACAUUUCCCUACUCUUGCACAGUUUUUAAUGGAAAAACAUUUUUUUGGAUUAAUUUAUUAUAUAAACUGGAUCAAACUUAUUUUUUACAUUUUGACUGUAUAAAGAUUGUUAUUUCAUGCAUUUUACCAUCCUGUGCAACCAAAUACAGAAAUAAACACUGCAGUGCAGUAAAAAUUCUA